AUGCGGAUGCUUCUAGAGCACCCCCGUUCGGAUGCGGAGGAUCCCGGUGCUCGCAUUCAUGUCCGUAACAAGCUAGGGCUGACCGCAUUGCAUCUCGCUGCAGAGUGGGGAAGGGCAGAGGCUUGUCGCAUGUUGCUCGAGCGCGGCACUCUCGUCGACGAUACCGACGAAAAUGGAAACACCCCCCUACAUCUGAGUGCACAAAGCGGGGACUUGGACAUUAUGCGGGUGCUUCUCGAGCACCCCCGAGCGGAUGCGGAGGAUCCCGGUACUCGCAUUCAUGCACGUAAUAAGCGCGGGCAGACCGCAUUGCAUAGGGCUGCACAGUCAGGAAAGGCAGAUGCUUGUCGCCUGUUGCUCGAGCGCGGCGCCCUCGUCGAUGUCAUCGACAAAAACGGAAAUACUCCUUCACAUUUUGCGGCUGGGAUCCGGGGCUGGCCGCCAUCCCCGACUACCAUCCGCUUCCUCCUAGAGUAUCGUGCGAAGGAGGGCCUAGGAGGUCUACCGCGAGCUCAUAAACUCAGGAAUCGACUGCGUCGCCGCGGCGAGGACACCGACUCAGGCCACGGCGGAGAACCGUGGCUUGCCAUUCUCGAGGACUUUGCGUCGCAAAUCGAGCCGGUCGAAGUCAGCCUUGCCGACACGUGGUUCGUAGAUGUCUAG
Messenger RNA from Peniophora sp. CBMAI 1063, 663 nucleotides. The record is from the annotation of a GenBank genome assembly. NCBI's taxonomy places the organism in Eukaryota, Fungi, Basidiomycota, Agaricomycetes, Russulales, Peniophoraceae.